GGGAGGAGGAGCGGCGCUACGCAGUGCGCCGCCGCCAUUUUGGUUGGGCUUGCGUCGCUUCCGCUGCCGCGAAGUAAACAGAGAGGGAAAGGGGGGAGCGGAGCAAGGAGAAGCGUUGGGACGAGGCGAGUCGAGUGGGACGUGUCACCGGGCGAAGGAGGCGCCGGGGUCGGCUGCGGUGGAGGGGCUCAUGUGGCCGGAGUGGAGGCGGCAGCGCGGCCCGAGCCCCGGUUGACGCAAGGCGCAGCAGGGAGCCGCCAGGAUGAAACGAGGAAGGAAGACUAAUGAGGCGAACAACAGUUCAUCUGAAGAGACUGCUGGGAAAGAAUCCAAGAGGCACAAGAGUGUAGAUGACAAAGCCGCAGUUGUGCAGAGUCCUGACUGGGGUAACCUGCUCCAAGACAUUAUCCUGCAGGUAUUUCAGUACUUGCCCCUUUUGGACCGUGCUCAUGCAUCACAGGUCUGCCGAAGCUGGAACCAAGUGUUUCAUAUGCCUGAUCUCUGGAGGUGUUUUGAGUUUGAACUGAAUCAACCGGCUACAUCUUACUUGAGGGCUACGCAUCCUGAAUUGAUCAAGCAAAUAAUAAAGAGGCAUUCCAAUCACCUGCAGUAUGUAAGCUUUAAGGUGGACAGUAGCAAGGAAUCUGCAGAAGCAGCUUGUGAUAUUUUAUCACAGCUUGUGAAUUGCUCUCUGAAAACUCUUGGACUAAUUUCAACAGCCCGGCCAAGCUUCAUGGAUUUACCGAAGGCUCACUUUGCUUCAGCACUGACGGUAGUUUUUGUAAACUCCAAGUCAUUAUCAUCAAUCAAGAUAGAUGACACGCCAGUUGAUGAUCCUUCUCUCAAAGUGCUAGUGGCCAACAACAGUGACACGCUCAAACUCUUGAAAAUGAGCAGUUGUCCUCAUGUGUCUCCAGCUGGAAUCCUUUGCGUGGCUGAUCAGUGUCAUGGUUUACGUGAGUUGGCGCUCAACUACCAUCUGCUGAGUGAUGAGCUGUUGCUUGCCUUGUCUUCUGAAAAACAUGUCAGGUUAGAACACCUUCGCAUAGAUGUUGUGAGUGAAAAUCCUGGACAGGUUGAAUUUCACACUAUUAAAAAGCAAAGCUGGGACGCUUUUGUUAAACACUCCCCCAAAGUCAACAUUGUGAUGUAUUUUUUCCUAUAUGAAGAUGAAUUUGACCCAUUCUUCAGAGAGGAAACCCCUGUUACUCACCUUUACUUCGGAAGAUCAGUAAGCAAAGAUGUACUUGGCCGCGUUGGGAUGACGUGUCCUCGGUUGGUUGAAUUGGUCGUGUGCGCCAAUGGAUUACGGCCGCUGGAUGAGGAGCUGAUCCGUAUCGCUGAGAGGUGCAAGUAUUUGUCAGCUGUUGGCCUAGGAGAGUGUGAAGUCUCUUGCAGUGCCUUUGUUGAGUUUGUGAAGAUGUGUGGCGGUCGUCUCUCACAGCUUUCUAUUAUGGAGGAAGUUCUGAUUCCUGACCAGAAAUACAGCUUAGAGCAGAUUCACUGGGAAGUUUCAAAGCAUCUUGGUAGAGUCUGGUUCCCAGACAUGAUGCCCACAUGGUAAUGUGAAAGACUUUAGGGCAGAUGAAAUAGCACCUUAAGCUUACUAUGUUGCAAUUUAUUGUAUAAGCUUAAUUAAUACUGUAGUUAAUUACUCUAAGUCACUGCAAUGUUUAGUAGAAUUUCAUUCAGAACUGAUUUGUGAAAUUCAAAUAAUUUAAAAUGGAAAUCAUGAAUACCUCUAAAACCCUUUUGCGUCCAAUGAUGGAUUAGAUUUAUUCUUUUUAAUUGAUAAAUUAGGAAUUUCUUAUUUCUAUAAAAAUUAAAACAUGAAAAUGUAACUGUAGAGUAACUUCAAUAUCCUGAUCUUCUUUCAUUUAGAAACUAGUAUUGAAUACAAUUGGAUUUGUUAUUAAAAACCAAAAAAAAGACCCACAAGUUGCAUGCUCUGUUGCAGAUUAUAGCAUGACUAAAUCCAGUCACCCAGAUGACAGGGUUAAGAAUAUAGGGAGAAUUUAGUAGCCUGUGAGAUGUAUACAUUGUUUAUAUAAAGUCGUAAAAAGCAGGAUCAAUAUAUAACAAUAUAGGAUAGAAUAUGAAAAUACUGAAUUUGCUACCUUAUUUAGCAGAUUAUUAGUUCUAUCUAAAGUGUGUUUAGAGUGCAAACAAAUAGUAGUGAGAGCUACCAGAAGGGGUUUGCUUUUAUUUUUCCUCUAGGCAUUGUAUUGUAGUUUGCUUAUGGGGUCUCAGAUUUAUGUCCAAACCUGUUUUAAGGUAUUUUAUGUCUAGCUCAGGAAGCGGAAGCAUUCUGGGGAAAACUGUAGAUACGUUGUAUUUAAAAAAGCAUUGAAGUUAAUGAGCUUUUCUUGCACAUUAACCAGUUUUGCAGCAUAUUGUUAGACAGAAUAAUGUACAGUUUAUUAAAUGUACCCUGUGGUACUCAGUGGGACAACAUGGAUGUGAACAGUGUGAGGUGAGGUAAAUUAGGAUUGAUGACUGAGGACCUUUGAACAAGACCUUAGACAUUGUUGGCUGCUUUCAAUCUUAGGGAAAAAUGAUAUUGUAAUGGUUGCUUAUGCUGCAUAAACUAAUUGUACACUGUAAAUCAGUUUCAAAAACGUUUAUGUAUAAAGUAAAUGUUUGAUAGACAAUCAUUUUGUAUAACUUUUAAUUCAGCUAGUUCAGUCAUUUCAUAUUUUAAAACUUCAAAGCAGUAAACUUAUGUGAAGUAGAGCAAUAGGGGAAAAUGUUUUGAUUAUUUGGAAUUUCUUUUUUUUUUUAAAGAAAGUUCUAGUCUUAAAUAAUGUAGGCAACAUAUUGCCUGUGAUCUGGAUGUGUCUUGUGACUUCCUACUGCCAAUGGUUAGGUUACUUUCUCUUCUGUUGACUGAUAACACUAAACUGUUAAUGUGACAGAUGAAUGCUUGGAAGGUGUGAUUGGCCACCUGCAAGGCAGAGCUUCUCCAGCCUGGAGCUGUACUGAGCUCAGCUGGUGGCUGCUUCUCAUUUGAGCUGUACAGCUAACUCUGUUAAUGAGUAGGUUUUCACUUCUUGAUUCAGUAAUGUUUUAUCCAAAUGUAUAGUUCAACAGUAAUAUACUUAUGAGCAUAUUUAGUUCAUAAUGAUAUUUUGAGCAAGCAUUGCUCAGUGGACUGGAUGUCUUUAUAGGGAGUUGUAUGUUUCUGUAGAGCUUUGUCAUUUAAAAAUCACAUUUUAUGAAAUACACAUUUUUGUAUUAGAAUUUAUUAAUGUACUGCUAUAAUUUGCUUUCAUUUGUAUAAAAGGUGUCAAUAUAUCUAGAUAACUGAAGUAAAGAAAGUUCAGUGUUUUUCAUAUUGUCGCUCUCAGAAUGACCUCUGUGGUAAAGAUGGAGUAACACUAAUAGGUUGGGGAAGAGGGAAUGUUGUCACUAAGUCAACAUGUGAUGUCUUCUUCUAAUGAAACUCUUAGGACCUUGACUCCUCAUGUUCUCAUACUGGCAAGGUAAGCCGUACUUGGUCUUUUGCUCACUGUUGUGGUAGUGCAGUGACAGAAAGGCAGGACAGAUAUCCCACAUACCUUCAUCUCCUCACUCCAGGAGUUCUCAUCUUUUAAUUCCAGCCUUCUGCUUCUCACAGAGAGGUCUGAACUGGAGAAUAUGGCAGGAAGGCUUUAUACUUAGUUGUAAUUGAGCUGCUCUCCCCAUCAAGAGUGGCCUUUUCUGAGAAGGUCUCUAUUCCGUUUCGUAACUUUCAAAUGGUCCUUCUGUGUAUAGAUAGAGAUGUAUAGAUGUGACACUCAGUGUUGAAGAAGCAGUUGUCUCCCCUUCCAUUAAAGUCUGCACUUUUAUAUCAAACCAGUUAGUGUUCUCAGCUCAACUAAAUGGCUCAGAUGUCCCAGGCAAGUCUACAUUGUAAAUAUCUUCAAGAAAAGCUGCAGUAGUACCCUUUUAAGCAAAUCUUGUACUAUUCUUUGUCCUCAACACCUGGUGGAAGAAACAAACAACAAAAUCCAUGAUGUAACAGGAGUACCACAGUCUGUCACAAAGGUCAUGUGGGGUUGUCAAAAUAAAAGCUGCUGCUGAAUCUGAAACUGGA
Coturnix japonica (Japanese quail) is the source of this 4075-nucleotide messenger RNA. RefSeq names its product F-box and leucine rich repeat protein 3 (gene FBXL3). Gene Ontology annotation, cellular component: mitochondrion. NCBI's taxonomy places the organism in Eukaryota, Metazoa, Chordata, Aves, Galliformes, Phasianidae. Gene Ontology annotation, molecular function: protein binding. The record is from RefSeq and is a predicted model, not a curated record.